Molecule: messenger RNA, 1657 nt
Organism: Trypanosoma conorhini
Lineage: Eukaryota; Euglenozoa; Kinetoplastea; Trypanosomatida; Trypanosomatidae
Product: trans-sialidase
Exons: 1
Source: RefSeq, a predicted model, not a curated record
GGAGGCAGCGGACAAGCGCGUUGCGGAGAGCUACGGCUGCAAGGAGGGAACGUGCCGAGCAGCAGUGGAGGACGGUGUUGAUGACGAUGCCCCCGCUACAGGGCCGGUUGGGUUUUUGUCCAAGCAGUCGGGUGACGGCAAACAGUGGGAGGACGCGUACGGCUGUGUGGACGCAGCGGUUCACGGGACAGUGGAGACGACUGCCAACGGACUCAAGUUCGGCGGGAGUGACUCAUGGGCGGAGUGGCCCGUGGGCGCGCAGGGGCAGAACCAGCGGUACCACUUUGCAAACACCGCGUUUACGCUUGUGGCGAAGGUGACCAUCCACGCUGUGCCAGGGGAAGGCGGCAGCCCCGCUCCUUUGCUGGGCGCGAAGUUGGAUGGCGGGGGCGACACUGUGCUCCUGGGUCUCUCGUGCACGAAGGACAAGAAGUGGGAAGUGACGUUCAACAACAAGCGCCUGGAGCUGUCGGAGGAGGAUGCAGAGUGGGAGGAGGAGAAAACGUACCGCGUGGCACUGGGGAUGGAUGACGGUGAGGAGUUGGUUGUGUACGUCGGUGGCUCGCGUGUGUACGACAGCGAAGAUGAUGAGGAGGAAAACAGCGUUUCUGCGCAGUUGCAGGAGCUGUUGGAGUCGCGCAGCAUCUCGCACUUCUACUUCGGCGGGGGCGCUGCGGGCGGCGUUGAGGUGACAGUGGCCGACGUCCUGCUGUACAGCCGCAUGCUGAGUGAGGCCGAGCUCGCGGCACUGACGACGAACCCCGCCGCUGCCGCUGCUGCUGUGCGAGAGGAGAACGUGGAAUUGCCGAGCCCGGGAGCUGCGCCACCAAGCAGCGACGUGAAGGUCGCUCCUGCGACACCCGCCGGGGACACCCACCUCAGCCCGUCGGAGGAACAACACCAACAGGAAGAAGGAGAGGAUGAAGAAGAAGUGGCUACUCAGUUGACGCAGGAAGCAGGCAGAGAGGCAGGCGAGGUGUCAACACCUUCUAGCAUCACGCCCAACUCCGACGCAGAGGAAGCAGAAGAGGCGGAGGAUGAAAAAGAAAAGAAGGAGGUGGAGGAAGAAGUGACAGAAGGCAAUGGCGGUGCAUUGGCGCCCCCACCGUUGACAGCACCGGAUGCGGCCAGGACUCAUCGCACAGACGCAGCUGAGCAGGCCGUCGCUGCGGAAACUUCUGAGCAGCAACGAGGCCCUGCGCCUCCCGCAGACGCUGCAGCCACGGCGGACCCGGUGGGUGACGCGUCUGUGCAGAGUGGGCCCAUUGAUGACAGCCAGGCGCAGCAGACCGUUCCGUCGCAUGCGCCAGAGAGCGUUGGCGGCGUGCCGUCUGCUUCCGCCGCGCCCACCGGCGAGACGCCAAACGCUGCCGUCAAAGAAAAUGGCGCAGACCCCCAAACUGCGGCGGACGCGGACGGCGGCCACGAGGCACCCAGCAACGCCGCCACGGCACCCACGGCUCAGGCGCCUGGGCAGCCAGGCACUCCGCCCACACGCGACGCUGCACCGCACUUAAGCAACAGCUCUACCACCUUCAACAACGCCACAGGGCCGUACCCGAUGAACACAGAGAGCGACGGCGCUGUGCGUGGGUGCGUAUCUUGGCUAUUGCUGCUUGCCCUGCUGGGGCUGUGGGGCACGAAGGCUCUCUGCUGA